Molecule: messenger RNA, 648 nt
Organism: Aspergillus luchuensis
Lineage: Eukaryota; Fungi; Ascomycota; Eurotiomycetes; Eurotiales; Aspergillaceae
Exons: 1
Coding region: 1-648 (215 amino acids)
Source: RefSeq, a predicted model, not a curated record
AUGGACUCGGCGUUUCCAUCUAGGGCGGCAAUGAAUUGUGAAGAUAUUGAAUACCUCACGGUCUCGUUAUUCGGGUCACCAGCAGCCAGGGGCAUGGAUGCAUCCCUAACGAGACGACUCAUUGACUUACUGAAUCAAGUAGAUACCGAAAUCACUAUAUCACAAAUACACGCCAAGCUUACCGUGCAUGCAAACCGACCCGACAGCCAACUAAGACUUAUGCCUGUACAUUUCCCCCCCAAGAACAAGCCAUCCAUCACCCUUCGCCCCUUGGGAGCGCUCCCAAGGCAGCUCAGAGGUCUGGGAAAAGCAGGUGACUUGUCAGAUGGCAAGGUUUUAGUUACUGUUCGGAUAAUCUCAGACACGACCAGUAUGAAGGAUAUCGUCGAGCAAUGCAUCCAGUCCUUGUCAGCAUCGAUUCCGGGGGAUGUGGCAGAUAUCAAGAUUGAAGGUAUCUUCAAGUUCAGUCCGGACUCGUCCUUGUUGCUGCUCACACUGCCAACUGCGGUUUGGAGCAUGCUUCGUCGUAAUCACUCCUUUGACUUCGUCGGUGUCAUCCAGUCACAUAAUCUACUACUAUGUCACCGGUCGACUAGUAUGGCUCUUGCCUGCGGGAAUGCUGACUUACCCUACAGGGGCAAAGACUGA